AUGAAAUACUUUUUCUUUCUUUUUUAUCAUUCAUCCCUUAUAGAGCGCAGAGACUGCGAUAUUAAACCUUUUGAUCACAUCAUUCGGAAGAAGCCUCGCACGCACAAACACCGUGGAAACUUAGGAAAGAAGCGUGUGGCUGAGACAGAUCUUGGCUUGAUCGAAUCUCCAUCUGGUGCUUCUUCCUCACUUCUUCGCUCUCGGUCAACAUCUUCGCAUUCUUCUUCCUCACUGGAUUAUGCUUCAAAAUCAGCCUCUGGUGCAGAUCUCCUGUCAUCUCUUUCCUCCAAAAGAUCACUAAAACGGUCUCAUUUCCCUUCUUGCCUUCCAUCACAUUCUAAGUUGACUGAGAAUAAAUCAACCCUGCCUUUGUCGAGUGGAUCAGCCAAUUACUCCUCUGCCAUAAAUGAAUAUACUUCCAGGACAAAUCCUAACUUGACCUUGGCUGAACAGGCGAGGCCUGAACCAACUCAUCAAGCAAAACUAGAUUCAUUUUCGAAACACAGGCUUAAGCAUCCUCAGACGGCCUCUAUGAGCUGUGUCUCUUCGUGUUCUUCUGGCACUUCUGAUUCUCUAACCCCUCCCAUGCUUGUCAAUUCUCCUCCCAAAGACUCUGGCUCCCAUUCACGGCAUUCCUCUUCAUUGCAUAUAGCCGAGUCUACUAAGGGGGAUGUGGAGAAACCAAAGUCCGGCCUAGUUACCAAGACUGACGACUUGCCAUGCCAAAAUAACCGUCACCAUAUGGAGAAUAGUGUGGAUAAAACGACGACAGUCAGACAAAAUAAAUCAAAAGGAGCAUAUUCCAACAGUAAACUUGAACUUCUGUUUGAGCGACUUCUUCGUUUAGAGCACUCCCAUUUAGCUCUGAAGAUGAGUCAUAUCCUUAUUCAUUUUAACAGAAAUCAUGAGUCUUCAAUCUCCAUUAAGGAGCCCAUUGGUUGCCACGAUCCAGCGCGGUCUUUUGGUGGGACUCAAAUUCUCCAUAAUAAUGGCCCUAAGGUGAUCGCAUUCGAUCUGCGUCAGCUGCCGGACGCAUGCUUAACACAACUUAGUGAGUUGAUCGCCGAGGACGAGGCAUUAUCUCUCAAGCUGGAAGAGUCAAAUACUACUGCAGCCGCGAGUCAAGUCCUUCUCAAGCCAACUUCUCCGUUCUCUGCUAAAAAUGGAUCCAAACACCAUCCAUCUUCACAAGAAUUAGAGGUUGAAGCAGAAAUAAAUAAACCCAUCCAUUCAGGCAAACUCAUAACGUCCAAAGAGCCUCUUGAGGAGGGUGAGGCUUCUUCUUCCUCUUCAUCUUCAUCGCACAAUUAUGCAUCCUCAACUUCGGCAAGCUCUUCUUCCCGACCAUUCUCUCUUUCGCCACCCUCAUCUGUAACUUCUCCGUCUUCUAUCUCUUCUUCGUCUCCGAAGCACUCUCCUGUCUAUAAUUCUCCAUCAAACAAGACGAAUCUGCCAAAUGUUUUUUGCGAUCUGGUCCCUUCAAAAACAGCAGAUCAAUUGUCUCAGAAACCUGCAGAAGAACCUGGUCGUUAUCAUGAAUCGAAUCGUGCCACGUUCCAUCGGUCUCGCCAUCUACCGGUUGACAUGCCUCUUACUCCCAAUAAACCACUGGAGGCCAAACCAGCUCGACAAUCCAAGGGCAGUCUUCCAGUUGGUAGCACUGGAGCUGCUGCUGCUCCUCGCCUUACCCGCCUCCAUCAAAGUGGGCCUUGUGAGGCGGACCCUCUUGUGUCCGCUAGUGUAUCUGGCCGUGAUAAGCCUCCUUCCAAAUCUUUAGAACAGUCCGUCCAGCAACGGAAUGUUGUCCCUUCGAGCUCAGACUCUGCUGACCAGACAGAUGAGGCUACUGAUACAGAUGCCUAA
Molecule: messenger RNA, 1863 nt
Organism: Protopolystoma xenopodis
Lineage: Eukaryota; Metazoa; Platyhelminthes; Monogenea; Polystomatidea; Polystomatidae
Source: the annotation of a GenBank genome assembly